Aspergillus welwitschiae is the source of this 755-nucleotide messenger RNA. RefSeq lists its product as uncharacterized. The record is from RefSeq and is a predicted model, not a curated record. The transcript has 3 exons. The coding region runs from base 93 to 515 and encodes 140 amino acids. Lineage: Eukaryota; Fungi; Ascomycota; Eurotiomycetes; Eurotiales; Aspergillaceae.
CCACCUACAUUUUUAUCUCCAGUCUACUAACCAAGACACUGGCCUAAAUCGUUCCACUACACUCUACCCACAAGCUACUAAGCAUCACCAACAUGCCCCUCUUCCACUCCUCCUCCCACUCCAGCUCCGACCGGAGCAGUAUCGACGACCCCAACACUACAUCCUCUCACUCUCACCGUCGCUCCCACCGCUCCUCCGGCUCCGGCUCCUACCAUUCGUCAUCUUCCACUUCUCCCUCCUCCUCCCGCCGCCACAGCCACUCCCUAUUCGGUCACAGCAGAAAGAACGAAGACCCUUCCAUCCUCGCCGCUAAAGAACAGGUCUCCCGUGCAGAAGCUGCUGAGCGCGAGGCUGAUCGGGCCCUGAUGGCUUCGAAACGGGCGGUGCGUGAGGCCAGAGAACACGUGAGAAGGUUGGAUGAAGAAGCAAAGAUGGAGGCGCGCGCAGCAAAGAUGAAGCAGGACCAGGUGAAGUCAAUUACGAAGAGGGCGAAGCCAUUGGGAAGACAUGUGUAAUGUUCCUGAUUGUCGAUACGGAUGUUUGUCUACAGUGGAGGAUAUGGCAGAAUGGUUUAUACGAAGUUACGAUUCUUAACAUGUAUUUCUAUUGUAUGGUUCCUUUCUAAUUCGGUUCGUGUAUCGCGUUGUGUGGUUCUUUGCAGGAUACGAGUCAUGAGUCAUGAUUGAUACCUUUCUUAUGUUUGUACUAUAUUUGUGAGUUUAGUUGGGAAUCCACUUGCGUACUAUGACGAAACA